This is a messenger RNA of Nematocida homosporus, 939 nucleotides long. RefSeq lists its product as uncharacterized. The record is from RefSeq and is a predicted model, not a curated record. The coding region runs from base 1 to 939 and encodes 312 amino acids. Lineage: Eukaryota; Fungi; Microsporidia. The transcript has a single exon.
AUGGAAAUAUCGAAAGAAACAGAUAACCAUCUCUAUAUGUCCAUAGAGCCAGAAGAAGCUGAGAUCGAAUCCAACCCAUUCAUUGGCAAUAAGAGAGAGUCUGAUUCAGACGAAGAUAGUGUAGCGGAGAUUCAGUCUGAGACACAACAAGAUAACAGCGCACCCAGCCACAUAUAUGUCCACGCCACCAGGACUGUCGUUAAGAAUUGGCCGGACCUGGAAGAUGAAUCGGAUACUGAUAUAGAGGUACCACCAUCACAGAGAGUACAUUGGUAUAGUACCAUUAGCCGGUUUUUACUAGGUACUUUGUAUUCUUCAAUGCUGACUGAUAUCACUGCCUGGUUAGUAUAUGUCAAUAUCUUAAUCAGACCUAAAGACUAUCUAUUGACUUACUUUCCAUAUGGAGCAGCAAGAAUAGCCCAAUUGCACGAAGUAUUUCCAGUUCUUCCAAUCAUAGGGGAUUAUUGGCCGCAUUUAAGGCAUAUCUUUGUUCUAGUGAAUAUGGCCUUCUUUUCCUCCAUGUUGUUUGCCAGCCCAUUUUGGCUACCAUCCAAGAUGAAAUUGGUUUGUUCGUCCCGUCAUUUCUACGGUCUCCUUUUUACAGCCACCUGGUGUGGGUAUGCCAUUAUUAGUGCCGGUGUUUUGUCUUAUCUCCAACACGCAUAUUUCAAGAAUCCGACUACAAUUCAUUUUGUCCUUGCAAUAAUAAGCACCACCACUGUUAGUGCAAUAAUAGUGUUAUUCAGAAAGAAGGCCUUAAUGACUCUCCCAUGGCCUAAGAUAAACAUGUACAUAGGAUGGCCAAUCCUAGGAAUAUCCACACUUCUCGUGUACAUUGGGUUGGCAAGUUGCAUUCUUAUGACUUCAUGGCUUCAACUGCCUCUCAAUGAUCAUAUAAGUACCAAAGCGACCAUAAACACCAACAGGAUAGUGCAUUAA